AUAAGCUCUCUUUUUUCCCUGUCGACGAUUUCUCUCUCUCUCAUUAGGCUCGAACCCUCUUUCACUCUUUGUGUCUGUUACCAAACUCUACCCCUCUCUCUUAUCCGCUCUAUUCAGAGAAUCUUUUCUUCAAUGGACUUUCUCUGAACACUCAAAUCGAACAGAGAGUUUAAUAAAUAAAUGGCGAUGUCUCAUCUCUUUCUUUCUUCUUCGCCUCAAUCUUCACUGGCUCUGCGACUUCACUCGACGACCCAGGUAACCAUAUCUCUCUCUCUUCUCUUCUACAAAAUCUUCAAAAUAACUCUACCACCCAGCAAAAAGGUUGUAACUUUUCAUUAUUUCUUCAAUGGGUCUUUGGAUUAAUGUCAAAAAUUUCCACCUUUAGGUAUAUUGGAUCAAUUUCAAUCAGAUAGAAUAGUGAAUUUAGAGGUUCACAACUCUUAUUGGAUCCAUUAACCAUUUCACGUUGAGCUACUCUAAGAACAAUAAAGAUUGUUCCUUUCAGAGUGCAAAUGAAGCUAAAGUAUCAAAGAGAUCGUUGCUCUGUCGUGCAAUUCAUAUGGAAUCUGGACAUUCAGGGGAACAACCAAAGAAGCUUAAUUUCGAUAAUCUGUUGAGGAGAACCAAACAUGUUUGGGAUAAUUCUCCACAGCCGGUUAAGGAAUUUCCUUGGAAUAGAGCAUUCGGAAACUUCAUACAGCUCGUUCUUGAUCUCGCUAUAUCAGUCGUUAAGUUCUUGUUCGUUCCUAUAUUGGCGGUUUCUUCCAUUAGUGAGAUGUCUUAUUGUGCUCAUGAGAGGAAACUUGCUUUAGUCCCAUUUCCAUUAGUCAUCGGUAUGGUUGUCGCUGGCGUUCUACAAGAAACCGCUUUGAAGAUCUCGCCUCGUCUUAAGGAAGCGGAAGUACCGUGGCAUUUGAUAGCUAUGAUGAUGUUCUUCACUCUGAUUAAGCUUCCUGGACCAUAUUACCCGUAUUGGGGGCGUUUAUUAGUUCCACAUUUUGCAAAUGGAGUAUUACUUAGAGCACUUUGGUCCAUGUUCUUUUGGUAUAAGAAGACUAGAAACACAUCAGGAAAUCCUCUGCAGAAUCACAGUUUGGAAACAGAAUGAGCAUCUUCAUCAAAAGGCUGGUGUUUUAAAGUGCCAAGUGGUCACUUUGAUUAGUUUCGGGGAUUAUCUGGAACCUCGUGGAGUAGUGUUCGAGCAUAGAUAGGAGCUUUCUUCUUCUUCUUUUCUCUCUUCAAUCUCAGAGAAGUUGAGGUUAAUGAGUUAACAACAUCUUUUAGGCCAUAGAAUUGUUUUGUUUUGUGUUCUCUUCUUUGGAAAAUUGUCUCAGUUCUUGUGAAAACCGCUAUUCUUUGGAUAUGUAUUUGUAUCUUGAGUUUUUGUUUUUGGUCAGACAAAAUUUUAUUUGGUAAACUAAGUAAGAAACCAACCCAUGAUUGUACAAUUUUUGACUGUGUAGACGUUAGGCAUCGAGUGAUUGGUUACGGUUUAUGUAGUGUGUGUAACUGAAUCCAUAAUUUUAAACAUUUUAAGCAAAAAACAAA
Molecule: messenger RNA, 1548 nt
Organism: Arabidopsis thaliana (thale cress)
Lineage: Eukaryota; Viridiplantae; Streptophyta; Magnoliopsida; Brassicales; Brassicaceae
Product: embryo defective 1273
Exons: 4
Coding region: 560-1108 (182 amino acids)
Source: RefSeq, marked reviewed